UCAAAGACUCCCGUUAAGCUCGCUAGAGUUACAAAGGUUCUCGGCCGUACCGGUUCUCGUGGUGGUGUCACCCAAGUCCGCGUUGAAUUCAUGGACGAUACCAACCGUUCCAUCAUUCGUAAUGUCAAGGGUCCCGUUCGUGAAAACGAUAUUCUCUGCCUUUUGGAAUCUGAACGUGAAGCUCGU
Rhizopus microsporus ATCC 52813 is the source of this 186-nucleotide messenger RNA. Its product is annotated as 40S ribosomal protein S28. Gene Ontology annotation, molecular function: structural constituent of ribosome. Gene Ontology annotation, cellular component: ribosome; cytosolic small ribosomal subunit. Gene Ontology annotation, biological process: ribosomal small subunit assembly; translation; maturation of SSU-rRNA. The record is from RefSeq and is a predicted model, not a curated record. The annotation marks the transcript as partial. NCBI's taxonomy places the organism in Eukaryota, Fungi, Mucoromycota, Mucoromycetes, Mucorales, Rhizopodaceae. The transcript has a single exon.